AUGGUUUUGCGUUUUGGAUUGGUGUUUGUUUUCCUAUAUCUGGUAACAGUGGCCUUGAACCCGUCGCCAAUCAGCGCUUUCCCGAAACGUGUCGGUACAUUCUGGACCACGGUUCGAAAUGCGUCCAACGCUACUUCUGUCGCGUCGGAAAUGCGUCCAACGUUGGUCGUGGAUAGGUCUCCAAGCAGCAAGGUGGCUGGUGGUACGAAUGCCAGUAAAGGGCAAUUCUCUUACCUAGUAGCCAUCGUACUCAACUUCGGUGGUGGUUCCGAAGCGCUAUGCGGUGGUUCUAUCAUCUCAGAAAGCUUUAUUCUUACUGCCGCUCACUGUCUUUACGGCAUGGAGGAGGCAACGAUCGUGGUCGGCCAAAACUCAAAGAUUACCCUUCCGAUCGGUGACCACAACCCAACCAACGCAAUAAUCAUCACCAUCGGGCCACCAAAUGUUAUUCUGCAUCCCGGGUACGAUCCCGUCGACAUUCUGAACGAUAUCGCGCUCAUUCUUCUACCAGUCGUACUGCCGCUCCGCACGUCUUCAGCCAUCCAAACGAUUCGAUUGCCAUCGUGGAAUAACGCGUACACGGAUCUUACCGGCUAUGACUCGAUUGUGUCCGGCUGGGGAGCUCAGUCGAAUGAAGAAUUCGUCGACCCAACUGAUGAAGCAUCACAAAUCAUACUCCGCUACGCCACCAGUGCGAUUGUUCCGAACGAAAUAUGCCGUAGGGUGUACGGAUCACUCGUGCGCGACCAACAAAUAUGUGUGUCGGGCGAAGGUGGCCGCAACCCAUGCCAGGGUGACUCCGGUGGACCGCUAACUGUUAAAUUUGGCAGGCAGGGCAUCACGCAGGUCGGCAUUGUUUCAUACGGUUCUGUUAAAGGUUGUGAAAAGGGGGUCCCAGGCGUGUACACAAGAGUGUCUUCGUACAUCGAGUGGAUCGUUCAUCAUGCCGGAAUUGCUGUGAAUUGA
Molecule: messenger RNA, 966 nt
Organism: Anopheles cruzii
Lineage: Eukaryota; Metazoa; Arthropoda; Insecta; Diptera; Culicidae
Product: brachyurin-like
Exons: 1
Coding region: 1-966 (321 amino acids)
Biological process (GO): proteolysis
Molecular function (GO): serine-type endopeptidase activity
Source: RefSeq, a predicted model, not a curated record